This is a messenger RNA of Drepanopeziza brunnea f. sp. 'multigermtubi' MB_m1, 1767 nucleotides long. The record is from RefSeq and is a predicted model, not a curated record. Lineage: Eukaryota; Fungi; Ascomycota; Leotiomycetes; Helotiales; Drepanopezizaceae.
AUGGCCGACCCAGCGAGACCAAACUCAAACAUGACGCCAGCGAUGCUGGAAGAAAUCAACUUCUGGCGCAAUUAUAGGGGGGAGGGAGGAGAUCUUGACAUGGCAGCCGCGCAGGACUACUACCGACUCCACCCCUAUGCAUUUCCAGACACACCUCAACCAGAAGUUAUUCCGCCAAGGAUCACGUUUAAUGGUGCACCAGGAGUCCUCGCACCCGUCGAUAAGGUCCCUCCCGAACAAUACAUGAAGGACUUCCUCGCCCAAGAUCCCCUGGGCAUACCAGGAGGAGCCGGUAACUGGAAGGCAAUUGUAAGCUCAGGCGUCCUACCUUGGGAGAAACAUCACGGGCUUUCGGCUGAUGCAAGACCACAGCGACUUCUCGGUGAAGGCGCGAGUGCGCUCGUAGGUUUAUGGGAAUGGACGGGCCUUGCCGGGGGGAGGCAGCCAAAUUUAGACAAGGUCGCUGUGAAAGAGCUGAAAGCGGACGCUCCGGCGACGAACACCACCAUGAACAUCGAGGAUCGAUGGCUCACGCACUUCAGAGACACUACUAACUCUAUCCACCUGGUGCGAAUGCUCGCGGAUGCUCAGGCUUUUGACCUUGUAGGCGAUGAGGGCCUCGACGCGGCGUUCGAUGGCAGACUGCGCCGGUUGUUCCUGGAGUACUGCGAAAAUGGGGAUCUUUCGGAUUUGCUGGAAAAGCGCAUCGUAGAACAGAAACCCUUCUCGGAGCUCAGCUUAUGGCUCAUAUUCGAGUGCAUGGUUGACGCCAUUUGCGUUCUCGCGAAUGGCUCCGAAAUGUCUGAAAAUAGCCGAGGGGAUUGGGCGAGCGACAAGAUUGAAGGCUGGUCGCCUAUAGUGCAUUUUGAUCUCAAGCCUGAAAACAUCUUCGUGGGCGGAAGGAAUCGUCAGCAUAUGAGCGUGCCUGUCUACAAAUUUGGCGAUUUUGGCGUCGCGGCAAUCGUUGAGCACGAUGAAGUUGAAAAAGAUGAUAUCGAAAGGAGAAUUGGCUUGAGACGCCGCGGCACCCCUGGAUACAUUACACCUGAGCAAUUCACAGCGCAAUGGGACAGCUCGGACUGGUACGACGUGAGACCGGCCAUCGCAGGCCGCUUCGGGCCCUGGACUAUGCUCUGGUCCGUCGGCGCGAUGAUGUACCAACUCUUGACGCUCGAUGGUUCCCCGCCCGAUCACCUCGAGCCCUUCCUGCCCGACUUUGAGAUCGACGGCGAGGACCAGCCACCCACCACCUACGGCUUGAGAAUGAUGGCCUACGACGAGUACAGCGUGGCCCUGCGAGACCUGAUCUUUCAGUGUCUGUUCGAGAUUCCUGAUCAACGGCCAACGCUCGACAACAUCCGGCUACGCGUUGCCAACGGGAUCGAAGAUACUUUGAGCUUGAACCUGGCCGUGGAGCCUUAUGAGGAUUUCACCAAGGCCGAGCCGGGCGAUGCGCCAGCGCCUGUGGUCGCACCUGUAGCACCUGUCGCUCCUGGGCCUGUCGUCGCUCCUGGGCCUGUCGUCGCUCCUGGGCCUGUCGUCGCUCCUGUAGCACCUGUCGCUCCUGGGCCUGUGGUCGCACCUGUAGCACCUGUCGCUCCUGGGCCUGUCGUGCCAAGGCCUGCUCGCGACGGGCGUGCAGUGCGGCAACGUGAUGCGGCUCCCGCUCCCGCAGCCCGUGCCGCCGGCGACGAUCAUCAUGUGCCGGCAGACGCACGUGUACAACGCGACGCAGGUCGCGAGGGCGGUGCUGCUUGCGAGGAGUAG